AUGCGAGGUGUGGGGUCAUCUGUCAACUCAUUCAUCUUGCUUACGGGAGAGGCUGUCCCUGGGGAUGUUCUUCGCUUCUAUUCCCAUGGAAACUACGACGUUCUCGGAAAUGCUUCAGUGACAAGCGUCAGCCUUCAGUCUACUCCUCUUGAGAUAACGGUGAAUUAUCUUCCUCAAGAAGUUCAAGACGUGGUAGACAAUGCGUACUGGACGAAUCAAAUGAGGGUUGGCUCUGAUUUCAACGUUCUGAAUACGCAUACCACCGGAAAUCGAGGUCGCGGCGCCAAUAUCAAAGCCUCCGAUGGCCUAAUUGCCAACAAUCUCUUCUUCGAAGGUGUCGCGUACGGCGAUCUAGACCUAGGCCCGGAGUUUAGCUCCUGGGGCGAAGCAGACUACGUGCAUAAACUCACCAUUAUCGACAACACUGUCCGUGACUGUAACUACCUCAGCAAAGCAGCCGCUGCAGUCAUGCUUCAUGGCGAUGGUGAUAACCCUAUGGAUGGGAACACAAACAUAACCAUCAAUGGGCUUACAAUCGCCAACACCACAGCGUCGAACCUAUACAUUGGCGCUAGUGAGGCAGUGAGCCUCGACGAUGUAUGGGAGUCAUGGCCAGGUGCUGUAGCUACUUUCGAGAACGUCAGCUUCAAAGGUGCGAUGGGGAAUAGGUGCAUUGAGGGAAAGAUUGGCAAACAAGGAAUCAUGAUCGCAACUUUGGAGGGUACCGUUAACGGGCUGGGUGAAUCUGCUGUCGCGAUGUGA
Messenger RNA from Letharia columbiana, 762 nucleotides. RefSeq lists its product as uncharacterized. NCBI's taxonomy places the organism in Eukaryota, Fungi, Ascomycota, Lecanoromycetes, Lecanorales, Parmeliaceae. The coding region runs from base 1 to 762 and encodes 253 amino acids. The transcript is spliced from 3 exons. The record is from RefSeq and is a predicted model, not a curated record.